Molecule: messenger RNA, 1500 nt
Organism: Moneuplotes crassus
Lineage: Eukaryota; Ciliophora; Spirotrichea; Euplotida; Euplotidae
Source: the annotation of a GenBank genome assembly
CAUUAAUUAGCCAAUAUUUGAAAUAUUAUUAAAAAUGAGUAAUAAUCAUAACAAAUCUCAGAGCUCAGGCAAGGUUACUUAUGGAGAUAGUUCAAUAAGCAACCCUGGCUUUGACCCAAGAGAGAUCCAGAUGAAUGAACAAGGCCAGCUGAUUGAUAAGAAAGGAAAUGUUAUCCAUAUUGAGACCAAAGGGCAGAAAAAUAACAAGUCUAAUGCCAGAAAGAUGAGGAAUUUACAGAGAAGACAACAGUUCAAGCAAAAGAAAUUCAAAAAUAAUAGCGAGUUUUAUGACCCUGAUCUUGAAGAUAAUGCUUCAAAGAGGAGAAAUAGGAGAAAAAUUAUGGGGCUUCAUUUUAGCGAACCUGGAAGCCAUAUCAAGAGAGCUGAAAUGAUCAGGAAUAGGCAAAUGAGCAAGAAGGAGGAAGAGAAGAAGACAGAAGCUCCCCCUCCUCCAACAGAAACCAAGAUAGAUGCCAAAGCUGAAUUAUUGAGAAGAAUUGACAAACUAAAGCCUCUUGAUCCUCUCCCAGAUGUUGAAUGGUGGGAUGCCAAAUUGCUUCCUGAAGGAGUCAAAACUUUCUCUGUUGGGGACCCAAAUAAGGAAGGCUUCAAAAUAACCGAGGAAGAUUUUAACUCAUCAAAAUGCACUAAUCUAAUCCAUCAUCCAAUCCCAACCAAGAAUCCAUGAGUUGAAGCAAUAAGAGGGAAGACAAAGAUCUUAUUGACAGAUAAAGAGAAGAAAAGGCUUAAAAAGUUGAGAAAAGCUGAAAAAGUCAAAGAAAUACACGAAAAGAUCCAUCUAGGAUUAGUCCCAGCUCCAGAGCCAAGACUCAAGAUGUCUUCAUUCAUGAGAGCAGUAACUGCCCAAGCAGUUGCUGAUCCUACCAAAGUAGAAAGAGAAGUCAGAAGGCAGGAAAAAGAGAGACAACAGAAGCACAUCGAACAUAAUGAGAAGAGAAAACUCACCAAAGCUCAAAGAGUCGAAAAAUUUAAGGCCAAAAUGGAGAGAGAUGCUAAGAAAGAGACUUGGACUGCUGUUUUUAAGGUUCACACUCUCACUGACCCUAAGCACAAAUUUAAAGUAGACAUGAAUGCUCAACAACUGUACCUAAACGGAUGUCUGAUCAGCACAGAUAACCUCUCAGCCCAGGGAGGAAUGCACUUCCCCAACCUGGUCGUUGUAGAAGGUGGAAGAGUCGCAGUCAGAAAAUAUAAAAGACUUCUCUUAAGAAGAAUAAAGUGGGUCAAGAAAGAAGGUAGUGAUAGUGAAGAAGACUCUGAAGAUGAAGCCCAAAAGAAAUUGGAUUUGGUUUCUACUGAACGUUGCGCCCUUAUCUGGGAAGGGCCUCUUAUGGAAGGCUUCUUUGAUAAAUGGAAAGUUGUGGAAAUUGAGAAUGAACAUGAAGCUCUGAGAACCUUGAAUGAAAGAGGUUGUGAACACUACUGGUCAAACAUGCUUAGUCAUAAGAUUGAGUAGUUUCAACUAUUUGCUCUCUAUUU